GGCAGUUUUGGGCAUUUAAAAAAUUCCCGUCAUCACAAUAUUAGUUUGAAUAAAAUUAUUUCUCAUUUGUUUGAAGUUGAGACUGUCAAAACCGGAAGCAGGUUAUUAAGCAAAGGUCUUAAAACCUCUGUAUUUGCAACCCCUUUUCAAAAUACCACCGGCCAUUCACCCGAUGGUCGUUUCGUAAUUAAACUCCUCUUUUCGGAAAAGUUGGGUCGUUCCACCGUCCCUUAUUUCAAAAAUCCACCUCAAUUAAGAAAUUCCCAAGAAGGGGUUCUCCAACCGUUAUUGUUCGCAGAGGGUCGUAAUCAUAAACUUACCGAGGGUUUUAUUGUCUUUCUAAGGAAGUACCUAGACCUUGUACACCUGAAGGUACUUAACGGAAAUUCCUUAAAUAAUCCUAGUUACCUGCCACACAAUUGUGUUUACAAUCCCUACAUUUCUUCCAUUAAAUUCUGCAAGGUUUUUGACCGUUCAAAUCUUAGCUCAAACAAUUCAAGCCUAAACGACAACUCAUUAACAGCCCCCGUUUUGCAGUCCGAACCUUUCACAAUUCUAAUUCAAUUUCGUUUGCCCCAAUUUAUCGACACAUGUGAUAUAUCGAAGAUGUACCGGUGUGGUUGGCUUCACUCGGACGACCGCAAUUAUCAAAAAAUCAUGUGGCUAGAAUCUCCUGAACACAAUCAUUGGUUUUAUGUCGAUAAGGCAUUGUUCGUUUCAAAUUCUUUAGUCAAAUUAAUCGAGCCCAAAGACGAUUUAAAGACCGUUCUAGCGAAGGCAAGUUCCAAGAUAAGUAAAUGGUCGUCUAAUUGUACUGAUAUACAAGAAUGCGCUCAGGCUACAUCCAACAGUAAUCGUUUAAUAACUGACAAACAAUACAAUAAUAAAACUUUAGAUAUCAGGUGGGAUAACCAAAAAGAAUCGUUUUUAUAUGCAGCAUUCAUUAGUCACGACGUCACAAAUUUCGUAAGUACUAAGCGCAAGCUAAGCGAAUUGCUAUUAGGGAAAGAAUUUCAGAAUAAGCUAAAACCAGAAAAUAUCAAAUGGACUUUAAUUCCCCCGCGUGUGCCCAAUUUUGGUGGUUUGUGGGUAGCGUGGAUUAAAUUCAUAAAAACUCACAUCCAGCGCAUUAUCGGAUACAACCAUCUAACGUACGAGAUGAUGUAUGCGCUUUUGGUCAGGAUUAAAGCUGUCCUGAAUUCGCACCCUGUGACGCCGCUUUCCAGCGACGUUACUAAUUCAGCCGCACUGACUCCGGGCCAUUGUCUUGUUGGCCAUCCAUUGACAACUCCAGUAGAAAAGGAAUACACUACUAUUCCUGUCAACAUCCUUUCCCGUUGGCAAUUGAGUGAAUCCUGUCGCCAACAUUUUUGGAAGCGCUGGUCCGCGGAAUAUCAUACGACGCUGCAGGGGAGAUCCAGGUGGCAAACCCUCUCAAGAAACGUUCCCGGCACUGGAGCGCUGGUACUACCGAUCAAAGAAGACAACCGGCUCCCGUUGCGGUGGCGAUUACAACGAAUAGUGCAAGUGCAUCGCGGCAAAGACGAUCUGGUUCGCGUAGUGUCUGUGCAGUGUCGAAAUUGCAUCAUAAAGUGCGCCAAUUCGGAAACGGUAUUUCCAUUUACUAAUUCGGGCUCUGGUUAACUCAUUACAUACACACUAUUGUAAAUAAAGUUUGUCCACUCAUAUUGUACCUGAUAAAGAGUUGUAAAUCUCUCUUUCAGGUGUAUUCCAUGUAUAAUUUAUUGCCCAUAUUGUAUAAUCACUGUGAAUCCAUUCUAUACAAUGUUAAUUGUAGUAAAUCUUACUCAUGUAUUCUGAUUCGAAUUGAUCAUUACGAUAUCAUGUUAUCACUCUAACAUUCUAUUAUUUUGGUAUUAAAACAAUGUAAUUGUUUCAAGGUGGGGGGUAUGUUAGUGCCUCUGGCGGGGACCUGUUGCACCCCUCUCCACCCGUAAGGGUGGGAGCCAGGGCCACCACCACCUUCGAAUACAGGGAACAUUCAUUCACUAUUCAUCAUUCACUCUUCAAGCACUCUUCAAGCGGUUAACAUAGUCUUUAUAUUCAAUCUCUGGACCUAACGGUCAUAAAAUCAUACUCGCUCUAGAACACACUUGUUAUUUAUUUAAUAAAACUAUAAAACGACUGUCCG
Molecule: messenger RNA, 2152 nt
Organism: Zophobas morio
Lineage: Eukaryota; Metazoa; Arthropoda; Insecta; Coleoptera; Tenebrionidae
Exons: 2
Coding region: 607-1644 (345 amino acids)
Molecular function (GO): nucleic acid binding
Source: RefSeq, a predicted model, not a curated record